UGAACGUGUGAGCGAUGCAGAGACUGGAGCCUAGUGAGGAUGGGUGAGGGUGUGGGCUCCCCACUCACUCACACCAGCACCCAGAGGAGUCAGGCUGAGGAGCUGCAGAUCCAGCACUCACACACAAAGAUACCUGACACCUGUCCUCAUGACUCGUGACAGGAGCCCCCAGAGGCUGAGCAGGUCCAGCUAUGGUUCCAUCUCCAGCCCAUCUGGCCCAGGGCCACAGCAAGCGCCUCCCAAGGAGACCUACCUGAGCGAGAAGAUCCCUAUCCCCGACACGGAACAGGGCACAUUCAGCCUGCGGAAACUGUGGGCCUUCACAGGACCUGGCUUCCUCAUGAGCAUCGCUUUCCUGGACCCAGGGAACAUUGAGUCGGACUUACAGGCUGGCGCUGUGGCCGGAUUCAAACUGCUCUGGGUGCUGCUGUGGGCCACCGUGCUGGGCUUGCUCUGUCAGCGGCUGGCUGCCCGGCUAGGCGUGGUGACAGGCAAGGACUUGGGUGAGGUCUGCUAUCUCUACUACCCUAAGGUGCCUCGAACCCUGCUCUGGCUGACCAUUGAGCUAGCCAUUGUGGGCUCAGACAUGCAGGAGGUCAUUGGCACAGCUAUCGCCUUCAAUCUGCUCUCAGCUGGACGAAUUCCACUCUGGGGUGGCGUCCUGAUCACCAUCGUGGACACCUUCUUCUUCCUCUUCCUGGACAACUAUGGCUUGCGGAAGCUGGAAGCUUUUUUCGGAUUCCUUAUUACCAUUAUGGCCUUGACCUUUGGCUAUGAGUAUGUGGUGGCCCGUCCUGCCCAGGGAGCUCUUCUGCAAGGUCUGUUCCUGCCCUCAUGCUCUGACUGUGGCCAGCCUGAGCUACUGCAGGCUGUGGGCAUCGUCGGUGCCAUCAUCAUGCCCCAUAACAUCUACCUGCACUCGUCCUUGGUCAAGUCUAGAGAGGUGGACCGAGCCCGCCGGGUGGACAUCCGAGAAGCCAACAUGUACUUUCUGAUUGAGGCCACCAUUGCUCUAUCCGUCUCCUUCAUCAUCAACCUCUUUGUCAUGGCUGUUUUUGGGCAGGCCUUCUACCAGAAAACCAAUGAGGAUGCGUUCGGCAUCUGUGCCAACAGCAGCCUCCACGACUACGCCAAGAUCUUCCCCAGGAACAAUCACACGGUGGCAGUGGACAUUUACCAAGGAGGCGUGAUCCUGGGCUGUCUCUUCGGCCCCGCGGCCCUCUACAUCUGGGCUGUGGGGCUCCUGGCCGCAGGGCAGAGCUCCACCAUGACCGGCACCUACGCGGGACAGUUCGUGAUGGAGGGUUUCCUGAGGCUGCGCUGGUCCCGCUUCGCCCGCGUCCUCCUCACCCGCUCCUGCGCCAUCCUGCCCACCGUUCUCGUGGCUGUCUUCCGCGACCUGAGGGACCUGUCGGGCCUAAACGACCUGCUCAACGUGCUGCAGAGCCUGCUGCUUCCCUUUGCAGUACUGCCCAUCCUGACCUUCACCAGUAUGCCAGCCGUCAUGCAGGAGUUUGCCAAUGGCCUGCUGAGCAAGGCUGUCACCUCCUGCAUCAUGGCCCUGGUCUGCGCCAUCAACCUCUACUUUGUGAUCAGCUACCUGCCCAGCCUCCCACACCCUGCCUACUUUGGCCUGGUGGCUGUGCUGGCUGCAGUCUACCUGGGCCUUACUGUCUAUCUGGCCUGGACCUGUUGCAUCGCCCACGGAGCCGUUUUUCUGACCCACAGCUCCCACCAGCACUUUCUGUAUGGGCUCCUGGAAGAGGACCAGGUGGAUGGGAAGGGCUCACCAUGAGCUCCACUUAGGUGGAAUGAGGGUGGCAGACUGGCCUCCAGGACGCAGCAGGAUGUGGAGACAGCAAGAUGGCACAAGACACUUGGCCAACUUGAACAACGACCAAGCAGGACUUACUGGACUUAAUGUUUCCUGCUGUAGACAAGUGCUUACCUCAGGUUCUCAGUGCCCUCAUCUGUAAAAGGGAGGACUACUGGGACAUUACUAUGGAUGUAAAACACUUUAACACAAUCGUGGCACUUGGUACUUUAAAAUCAUUCAAGGAGUAUUUAUUUGUGCACACCUUUAACCCCACCAGCAGGAGGCUGAGGCAGGAAGGUCCAGGCCAGCCUGGGCUCCAACUAGCACUUAAUAGAGUCUAAUGAAUGCUAAGGAAAUUCUAGCCCCUUUUCUCUUCCAAAGAGCUGUGAACAUAAACCCAGAAGGCCAGAAAUCUAAAUGAUCAAGAGGAUGCUAGCUACUUGGGAGGCUGAAAUCAGAAAGUGUCGUUGUUCAAGGCCAGUCUGGGCAAAUAGUUCUUGAGAUCCCCAUCUCUAAAA
Molecule: messenger RNA, 2334 nt
Organism: Castor canadensis (American beaver)
Lineage: Eukaryota; Metazoa; Chordata; Mammalia; Rodentia; Castoridae
Gene: Slc11a1
Product: solute carrier family 11 member 1
Biological process (GO): iron ion transmembrane transport; manganese ion transport
Cellular component (GO): endosome membrane; plasma membrane; phagocytic vesicle membrane
Molecular function (GO): metal cation:proton antiporter activity; iron ion transmembrane transporter activity; manganese ion transmembrane transporter activity
Source: RefSeq, a predicted model, not a curated record